AUGUCGGGCGGCAGUGGCGCAGUGGAUCCCGAAAAACGACGAGCGUCUGUACUCGAUGGUAACGCUUCAAGAGAGAAACCGGCUCCUUCCGACGGUGGCUGGGGGUGGCUCGUGUGCCUGGCGUCCUUCUGGGUGCACGGCGCAGUGUUCGGCCUCAUCAACUGCUUCGGAGUGCUCUACCCGGAGAUCUACAGGCUGACGGAGGAUGACGAGCGAGCGUCCUUCCACACCUCCCUGGUUGGCUCUGUGUGCGUGGGCGCCACCUUCUCGCUGUCCCCCGUGGCAAGCCUCCUGGCGGACCGGAUUGGCUUCAGGAGUACAGUGAUCUCGGGAGGCCUCCUGGCCGCGUCGGGGCUCCUGCUAAGUUCCUGGGUGCUUCAGGUGCCGCUCCUAUGGAUCACAUACGGCGGUCUCGUCGGCGUGGGCGCGUCCCUGUCAUACGCUCCUUCCCUGGCAGUGCUGGCGCUGCACUUCGACCGGCGCCUGGGCCUGGCCAACGGAAUUGCGUCGGCCGGUAGCUCGGCCUUCACCAUGCUGCUGCCGCUACCGCUCUCGGCCCUGCUCAGGCAGCUGGGCCUCCAGAAGACGCUUUGGGUCCUGGCCGUUCUUCUCUCGACAGUGGCGGUUGCAGGCCUGACCUUCAAAAGCACCCGGAACGUCGUGGCACACGAAAGGGGAUUUCGGGACGAGGAGGAACAUCCCAGAGAGUGCUGUGCCCUGAUCCACAGGUCGCUGUGGACCAACCGAAAAUACAUUCUCUGGGUAACUGCCGUGCCCUUGGCGCUGUUCGGCUACUUCGUUCCUUACGUGCACCUGGUGCAGCACGUGUCUCAAAUACUGCCAGGAGCAAACGGCGAGUCCCUGCUGACUUGCAUGGGAGCCACUUCCGGGAUCGGUCGGAUCGUGUUCGGCAGGAUAGCUGACCUUCCAGGCGUCAAUGCCCUGGUGCUGCAGCAGGUCUCCUUUCUGGUGAUGGGCCUGCUGACUAUGUGCAUGGCAGCGGCGAGCCACUUCGCCGUCCUGGUGGCGCUGUGCCUGGCGCUGGGCCUGUGCGACGGCUGCUUCAUCUCGCUCAUUGGGCCCGUGGCCAGGCUCAUCGCGGGCUCCUCGGGCACCUCGCAGGGCAUCGGCUUCCUCCUCGGCGCCUGCUCCCUGCCACUCACCGCUGGACCCCCCAUCGCAGGGAUGCUGUACGACAGCAUUGGCAACUAUUCCCUGGCAUUCCUGCUGGCCGGGGUGCCCCCUGUUCUGGCAUCGCUCCUGAUGUGCUGCAUACACUUCGUCGGAGAUGUGAGUUUCCAUCUGUGCGUCUUUCGGCAACCGCGCAUGAAGUAA
Molecule: messenger RNA, 1335 nt
Organism: Ixodes scapularis (black-legged tick)
Lineage: Eukaryota; Metazoa; Arthropoda; Arachnida; Ixodida; Ixodidae
Product: monocarboxylate transporter 10
Exons: 8
Coding region: 1-1335 (444 amino acids)
Biological process (GO): transmembrane transport
Molecular function (GO): monocarboxylic acid transmembrane transporter activity
Source: RefSeq, a predicted model, not a curated record